CGCCAGUUGACAAGCAGCCAACAGGCCCCAGGCAGCGGCCAUGUUGUUUAUCUCCAUGAAACAUCCUUAAUGACUUGUUGACUUUGUAUUCAAGGGAUGGACUGACUUUUAUUUACCUUCCUCUCGCUCGCUGUCACCUACAGGUCAAUACAUUUUCAUUUGUCAUUAUUUGUGGUUUUAUGACAUGAAAGAGUAGAAUGCUGACAAAACUAGCUAAAGAAGGCUAGUCAUGACGUAGGCAGAGAAUAUAUUUUCUCACACUUGGAGAAAAAAUGUUUUGUUUAGUUUUUUUUAAAUCAGACUCUUCCCCCUCGACGGGCGGGCUCGCCAACCUGUUGUUCCUGAUCCAGGAUCAGCUGAUCGGCCAUGCCCGACAGCAGCAGGCGGAAGAGACAGACCCACGGUCAGCGGCGGGCCGGCGUCGCCGUGUUGUUCUUCUUGCGAACCCCGACCAGAAGCUCGUGCUUUGCUUCGCGUGUACACGGUCGCGUCCACGCGGCGAGUCACAAUGCAUCCCGCGGACGUGUGCGCGCUCCCGGGGACGCCGUGAGAGGUUCACGCGGCGUGAACAAUGUAGGAAAGUAGACUUUUCUUCACGCGCUGGGACGUCAAAUGCUCGCGAUGGGAAGGAAACUUUUCACUCUGUCGCCUCGCGCUGUUUUCCAUCUCCGGCGAUUCUAACUCGCUGUUACUCGUUUGCGGUUUGCACCGCAGAAAGCAGCGCGUUUAAGUGAGGGCUUUUUAAAUUCCAGUCCUUGGAACAAGACUUGGUCCACACCUCGGGAAUCCGAGCACAUCGAGCAGCGGCGUCAGUGAACGCCGCAGGCAGCUAGCUGCUAGCUCCAACUGUUUCCAACACACUUUUUGGCCGUUUUACGACACCCUGACGAGAAAGUCAGCCGCCCGAUGUCGUCGACGUUUGUCGUCGAAUAAGACCGAGGCUAAAGUUAGCAGCUAGUCGAAUUAGCUUGGCGGUGCUCGCUUGUUGUGAAAGUGUGCUGGCGUCGCGGCUAACUUGCUAGCAUGCCGCAGCUGAGCGCCGCCGACGGCGAAGAAGACUUGGGCGCCAACGACGAGCUCCUCCGCUUCAAGGAUGAAGGCGAGCACGACGACAAGACCAGCGUGGCCGCCGACAGAGACCUGGACGACGUCAAGUCCUCUCUUGUCAACGAGUCCGAAACCAACAGCGGCUCUGAUUCGGAGGCGGACAGGCGAGCCAGAGCCGAACCGGACGCGGCGAACCGGGCCAGGCAGAAUCAACUGUUUGGGGAAGCACUGAGGAGACAGCAGGCCGCUGGUCUCUUCCAGCCCCCCCCAUACGUGGGAUACCCCUUCUUCAUGAUUCCAGACCUGUGCGGGUCGUACCUCGCCGGUGGAGGUCUGGCGGCAGGCGCGCGUGCGUAUCUGCCCUUUCAGUGGCCCCUGUUGGACGCUCCAGGGAGGGCAGCCGUGAGAGACUCGGCCACGCCCACACACCUGUCCAGCAGCACGCGCCCCCACAUGGGUCACCUCCACCCUCUGCUGUCUUGCUAUCCCGAGGCCUUCUCACCCCAGAGGGUUUCGCCAGGCUUCUCGCCCGAUGCAGGUGCGUCCAGGCCCCCGCACACCGCUUGCUACCCGGUCUCUCCUGGGGGCGUGGCUCAGAUGCCGCCUACUUUUGAUUGGUUGCAGGGUCAGCCCAUGUACCCAAUGGCAGGAGCCUUCUCACCCGCCGCCCUCGCCAUGAGCACCUCCAUGUCAAGUCUGGCGCCCAGCGGCUUCUCCCGUCUGGUGGCGAGCUCGCCGUCGUCCGUCUCCCACGCCGCCGUGGUUGUCAAACGGGAGGCCGGAGAAGACAACCUGCUGAGGAAGUCGGCGGCCGACGCCGUGCGGGAGAGCGGCAGCGAACAGAAGGCGCACAUCAAGAAGCCGCUCAACGCCUUCAUGCUCUUCAUGAGGGAGGAGCGGCCCAAAGUGGUGGCCCAGUGUCAAGUGAAGGAGAGCGCCACCAUCAACCAGAUACUGGGACAGCGGUGGCACUCGCUGUCCAAAGAGGAGCAGGCCAAAUAUUACGAGCUAGCCCGCAAGGAGCGCCUGCUGCACUCCCAGCUGUAUCCCGGCUGGUCGGCCCGAGACAACUACGGGAAGAAGAAGAAGAGGAAGAAGACCAGGAGCGAAACGCACCAAGACGCAGACGGUUCAUCGCCCAAGCGAGCACACGUGUCGCCCGAUGAGGCGCUGCAUGUGCACGCUCUUCUCACGCACGCCCGCUCGCCGCGCGCCCACCCUCACUUGUCACACCCGCACACCGUCUCCCAUCUCACGCACACGCACCUGUCCCAGGCCAGCCCCGCCUCCUCUGUGGACUCCCCGGCCACGCCCACCACCGCGCUGCCGUCGCCCGCCGCUCCGGCGCCGACGCACACAGAGCACACGCAGUCCUCGCACGGUGGCCGCGCCUCGCCGUACGCCGAGCAGCCGCUCGCCCUCACCACCAGACCGCCGCGCGGGACGCGCCCGCUCGCCCCGCCAGCGUCGUCCUCUGACACGCCCUCACCGCACAAGCCCCCUCCUCUGCCCUUUCGUGCCCCGCCCCCUUCCUCUUCCCAGCAGAGCAGAAGAGCCAAUCAGGUGUGAGGAAAGACGUGUGCAGUACGAGUAAGGACUCCCGUGGUCAAUAUUUGACUUUGGCGCUCACGCGUGUCGGACUGUCGUGCUUUUGUAACGUUGGCUGCUUUUUCACGAAACACAAAGACUUUAUUUACCCAAACUAAUAAAACUUGAUUC
Messenger RNA from Doryrhamphus excisus (bluestripe pipefish), 2766 nucleotides. RefSeq names its product transcription factor 7 like 1a (gene tcf7l1a). NCBI's taxonomy places the organism in Eukaryota, Metazoa, Chordata, Actinopteri, Syngnathiformes, Syngnathidae. Gene Ontology annotation, biological process: canonical Wnt signaling pathway; regulation of transcription by RNA polymerase II. The record is from RefSeq and is a predicted model, not a curated record. Gene Ontology annotation, molecular function: DNA-binding transcription factor activity, RNA polymerase II-specific; RNA polymerase II cis-regulatory region sequence-specific DNA binding. Gene Ontology annotation, cellular component: beta-catenin-TCF complex; catenin-TCF7L2 complex; chromatin.